This is a messenger RNA of Saccostrea cuccullata (small rock oyster), 1257 nucleotides long. RefSeq lists its product as uncharacterized. The record is from RefSeq and is a predicted model, not a curated record. The transcript has a single exon. Gene Ontology annotation, molecular function: nucleic acid binding; zinc ion binding. Lineage: Eukaryota; Metazoa; Mollusca; Bivalvia; Ostreida; Ostreidae. Bases 1 to 1245 code for a protein of 414 amino acids.
AUGUCUACUGAGAAAAAGUCUACAACAGAAUAUGAAGAAGGAGCAACUGCAGGAACCUUUAUGUCGAAGGAAGAGAAAGAGCAGUUGAUGAAAACCUUGGAAGCAAUGAACCUGAAACCAAAAGCUGAUACACCUGCGGAUCUGCUUGGUUGGAUGUCUGAGGUAGUCGCAGUUGGUAAAGAAUCAGGAGCUAUACCCAAGACGCCCAAAACACCGAUCAAGCCAGAACCUUUUUCACCUUUUUCCAACACAACAAUGGACUUUACGACUCCAUUUAAGCAUCCCGUGCGGAUUGCCAUGUUUUCUGGAGGAAAGAGUGACUCUACAUAUGAACUAUGGCGUUAUGAGGUUACUUGUUUAAGUAAGGAAGGAUAUUCCAAGGAUACCAUCAUGAACGCUAUUAGGAGAUCCCUAAAAGGUGAACCAGCAAAUGUGUUGAUGAGGUUAGGUCCAGUCAGCACCAUUGAGGAAAUUCUGCAGAAGUUUGACAGCAUAUAUGGGAAUGUGCUCGGUACUGAAGACAUUCUUGCAGAAUUUUACAGCGCUCGACAGAAAUCUGAUGAGGAUUGCGCAGCAUGGAGUGUUCGACUGGAGGAACUUCUUAACCAGGCUGUUAAGAAAGGAAAGAUUUCCCCAGCAAAUGCCAAUGACAUGUUGAGGACUAUGUUUUACAAAGGUCUGCGUCAGGAAUUGAAAGACAUUUCAGGACAUAUCUUUCAGAUUACUCCAGACUUUGAUAAACUCAGAGUAGCUAUCAGGAAGAUUGAGAUGGAUCAUCAACCUGGUAUAACAGUGAAACCUAAGCAGGUUAUAGCCAAAUCAGCACAGUCCACCACAGACGAAAGGUUUAGUCAGAUACAAGCACAGAUUCAGCAGCUAUCUACACAGAUACAGCAGAUGGCUAAACCUCAGCACCACAAUCAACCUCCUCAGUAUUAUCAGUAUGGGCCCAGACCAUCAUUUCAGAGAGGAAGAGGAAACUUUCAUCAGUACAAGAGAAGACCACAGUAUGCUGAGAUGCCUACUCCUCCUGAGGUAAUGAGUGAUCCAGCCCCAGCAACGAGAGAUCAACAAAAAGGUAAGAUUGUUUGUUUCAGAUGUCAUCAAGAAGGUCAUCUAGCAAUUGGAUGUAGAGUCAAGUUGGAUCAUCAGAGGAAACAAGGUCAUUUAAACUCCAACAGGCCAAAUCCUGGGGUCGAGGAUCAGGCCAGAUCAACGGGAGACCCAGUGACAAGGAAGCAAUAGUUGGAAUAUCGA